This is a messenger RNA of Rhizophagus irregularis DAOM 181602=DAOM 197198, 630 nucleotides long. RefSeq lists its product as uncharacterized. Lineage: Eukaryota; Fungi; Glomeromycota; Glomeromycetes; Glomerales; Glomeraceae. The record is from RefSeq and is a predicted model, not a curated record.
AUGACUGGUAGACAUGCUACCAUAAUAUCUAAUUGGACUUUAAGAGAAACUUUUUGUGGGAAAUGUCUUUUUAAUUUUAACUUGAUUUAUCGUGCAAGUACUGAUGGUCUUUCUUCAAAAAUAUUUCAUGAAAAAUGUGAUGAUAAAGGUCCAACAAUUCUUGUAAUUAAAUUAUCUAAUUCAAAAGAAAUUAUUGGUGUUUAUAAUCCUUUACCUUAUCAAAAAUCAAAAAUAACUUUAAAAAGAAGAAGUUUAAUGUAUAAUAAUAAUAAUCAAUCAAAAAGAAAGUCAAAUAGUUAUGAUCCUUAUAUAAAUGUAAAAGAAGCAAAAAAAGAUACUUUCCUUUUCUCUUUUCAAACUCGUUAUUAUCCUGAAGAAUCUGCUAUAAUUAGUCGUAUAAUACCAAGUUAUUCAAGUGAAGCCAUUACAAAAAAUUCAAAUAAUAAUCUUUGUUUUGGUUUAGGUCCUGAUUUACGAAUUAAUUUAGAUAAUGAUGAAAAAUUUGGUGAAGUUCUUCCUUAUUCUUUUCAAAAUCCCAUUUUAAAUUUUGAUGGCCGUUUUGAAUUUGAAGAAAUUGAAGUUUUUCAAGUUUUAAGAAAGGUGGAAUAUCGAGAAGGGCGUUAUUAUUAA